This is a messenger RNA of Puccinia graminis f. sp. tritici CRL 75-36-700-3, 375 nucleotides long. RefSeq lists its product as uncharacterized. The transcript has a single exon. The coding region runs from base 1 to 375 and encodes 124 amino acids. Lineage: Eukaryota; Fungi; Basidiomycota; Pucciniomycetes; Pucciniales; Pucciniaceae. The record is from RefSeq and is a predicted model, not a curated record.
AUGUCAGUGGGAAUGGGCUCACCAGCACACAUCCUAUCAAUCAAAAAAAAUCAAAAUACAAUGAUUCUAACAUCUCAAGCCAACAUUGUUACAAGUUGUCAACAAGUUCUGAAAGUCAUAGACCUGUCCAACCUAAUCAGUCUGUUCAAACGUUGCACAGAAAGUGAAUGGUAUCAGGUCACUGAAUUUGGCCUGUCUGAGCUCACCAAGAAAGUGCAAGACACCCUGGAUGCCUGCAGGCCGAAAUCAGAUAGGCAUCCAACCAAGUCACUGAGUGUAAGGAUUGUGUAUCAAUCCUUCACUGUAUGUUGGAAAGGCACUAGCAAGGAGCUCAAUAGCUCCAGCGGGGACAUUUCUAGUACCGGAGUGGAUUGA